Molecule: messenger RNA, 2385 nt
Organism: Tachyglossus aculeatus (Australian echidna)
Lineage: Eukaryota; Metazoa; Chordata; Mammalia; Monotremata; Tachyglossidae
Product: zinc finger protein 260-like
Exons: 4
Coding region: 1-2385 (794 amino acids)
Biological process (GO): regulation of DNA-templated transcription
Source: RefSeq, a predicted model, not a curated record
AUGGAAGAGGAGCCCUUUGAACGUCUCGAUUGUGGGAAUCGAGAAAGUUUCACCGCACACAUGAGGUUGCACACUGGAAAGGAGCCCUAUAAAUGUGGUGUGUGCGCCAGGGGCUUCAGAUGGAAGAAACUCCUCACUGCCCACAUGAGGGUCCACCCCGAAGAAAAGCCCUUCCAAUGCCCGGAGUGCCAGAAGAACUAUAAGACGAAAAGAACUCUUCAGGCUCAUAUGUGGCUGCACACGGGAGAGAAGCCCUUUGAAUGUCUUGAGUGCGGGAAGGCCUUCAGCAAGAAGUACAGUCUGAUGAGGCACGAGAGGAUUCACAAAGGCAUCAAACCCUAUGUGUGUCUCCACUGUGAAAAAAGAACCAGCAAUAAGGACAAUCUCAUUGCCCACAUGAGAAGCCACACUGGAGAAAGACCCUUCCAAUGCCCAGAGUGCCAGAAGACCUUUAAAGUCAGAAGAAUUCUUCAAGAUCAUAUGCGGUUGCAUACGGGAGCGAAGCCAUUUGAAUGCCUUGAGUGCGGGAAGACUUUCUGCCAGAGGGACACUCUUAGGAGGCACGAGAGGAGUCACAAAGGCCUCAAACCCUAUGUGUGUCUCCAGUGUGAGAGUCGCUUCAGCGAGAAGAAGAGUCUCAUUACCCAUAUGAGAGUCCACACUGGAGAAAGACCCUAUCAAUGUCAGAAGUGCCCGAAGAACUUCAAGAAUAGUGGAAGUCUUAGUAAGCAUAUGAUGUUGCACACGGGAGAGAAGCCCUUUGAAUGUCUCCAGUGUGGGAAGGCCUUCAGACAUAAGAGGAAUAUGAAGGUGCACAAGAGGAGUCACACAGCCGUCAAACCCCACGUGUGUCCCCAUUGUGAGGAAAGUUUCAGAUUCAAAUGCCAGUUGGCGGCUCACAAGACAAUUCACGCAGGGGAGAAGCCCUGUGAAUGCCUGACUGAAAACUUUCAGCCAGACGGGGAGUCUACCUGCCCUCAAGAGAAUCCACAACAGAGAAAGAUGCAUUUGAUUCUUCAGCCCCUGGAAGAAGAAGAUCAGGGACUGAUGGAGGUGACGUUUGAGGACGUGGCCAUCUUCUUGACACAGUGGGAAUGGGAGAGCCUGGAAGACGCUCGGAGGGAACUCUAUAAGACCGUCAUGUUGGAGAACUACAGACAUCUACGUUCAGAGCUGGGCGGCCGAAGCCUCGAUGUAUCCGCCAACUGGAGAAGGGGGAAGAUCCAUGGUUACCUGAACCUCCAUCUCACCACAGAUGGAUUUUCUCCGAAGAGGCCUGAAGAAAUCAGGGAAGAGCAAAUGCCCAGUACAGUGUUUGCAGAAUCCCAUGGACACGUUUCACACCAUCCUCCAAGGGGAAGGUCCCUGGAGAAUCAGUGGAGAUCUAGGAGGAAACGAGACCGGCCGGUAGAGAGAAAGGAGCAGCAGAAGCCAGUGCCCAUGGAAGAGGAGCCCUUUGAACAUCUCGAGUGUGGGAAUAGAGAAAGUUUCACCACACACAUGAGGUUGCACACUGGAAAGGAGCCCUAUAAAUGUGGUGUGUGCGCCAGGGGCUUCAGAUUGAAGAAACUCCUCACUGCCCACAUGAGGGUCCACCCCGAAGAAAAACCCUUCCAAUGCCCGGAGUGCCAGAAGAACUUUAAGACCAAAGGAACUCUUCAAGUUCAUAUGCAGCUGCACACGGGAGAGAAGCCCUUUGAAUGUCUUGAGUGCGGAAAGGCCUUCAGCAAGAAGUACAGUCUGGUGAGGCACGAGAGGGUUCACAAAGACAUCAAACCCUAUGUGUGUCUCCACUGUGAGACAAGAUUCAGCCAUAAGGCCAAUCUCGUUGCCCACAUGAGAAUCCACACUGGAGAAAGACCCUUCCAAUGCCCAGAGUGCCAGAAGACCUUUAAAAUCAGAGGAACUCUUGGAGAUCAUAUGCGGUUGCACACGGGAGCGAAGCCAUUUGAAUGCCUCGAGUGUGGGAAGACUUUCCGCCAGAGAAGCACUCUUAGGAGGCACGAGAACAUUCACAAAGGCCUCAAACCCUAUGUGUGCCUCCAUUGUGAGAGUCGCUUCGGCCAGAAGAGCAGUCUCAUUACCCAUAUGAGAGUCCACACUGGAGAAAGACCCUUUCAAUGUCAGAAGUGCCCGAAGAACUUCAAACGCAGUGGAAAUCUUACCCAGCAUAUGAUGUUGCACACAGGAGAGAAGCCCUUUGAAUGUCUCCAGUGUGGGAAGGCCUUCAGACAUAAGGGCAGUAUUAUGGCGCACAAGAGGAGUCACAGAGCCGUCAAACCCCACGUGUGUCCCCAUUGUGAGGAAAGCUUCAAAUUCAAAUGCCAGCUGGAGGCCCACAAGACAAUUCACGCAGGGGAGAAGCCCUGUGAAUGUGCUGACUGA